Canis lupus familiaris (dog) is the source of this 3607-nucleotide messenger RNA. It is a transcript of the gene CAB39, whose product is annotated as calcium binding protein 39. Gene Ontology annotation, molecular function: protein serine/threonine kinase activator activity. The transcript has 9 exons. Gene Ontology annotation, biological process: intracellular signal transduction. The coding region runs from base 208 to 1233 and encodes 341 amino acids. The record is from RefSeq and is a predicted model, not a curated record. NCBI's taxonomy places the organism in Eukaryota, Metazoa, Chordata, Mammalia, Carnivora, Canidae.
UUGGGAAAGGGAGAGGAGGAGGGAGGCCCAGUAGAGAGUCGUCGUUCUGUGCCUUGAACAUAAUGCAGCUCGAGAUCGAUUUUGACAGCUACAGAUAAAUUCACGUCCAGGCCAAGCGAAGAACCUUUUGCAAAAAAGCUUCAUUAGAUACCGGGCUCUUAAGAGGUAAAGCAGGCAGAGCGCAGCGAGGCGUCUGUCGCUGCCGCCAUGCCGUUCCCAUUUGGGAAGUCUCACAAAUCUCCAGCAGACAUUGUGAAGAACCUGAAGGAGAGCAUGGCCGUUCUGGAAAAGCAAGACAUUUCUGACAAAAAAGCAGAAAAGGCCACAGAAGAAGUUUCCAAAAAUCUGGUUGCCAUGAAAGAAAUCCUGUAUGGCACGAAUGAAAAAGAGCCGCAGACGGAAGCAGUGGCACAGCUCGCUCAGGAACUAUAUAACAGUGGGCUCCUGAGCACACUGGUAGCUGAUUUACAGCUCAUUGACUUUGAGGGCAAAAAAGACGUGGCUCAAAUUUUCAACAAUAUUCUCAGAAGACAAAUUGGUACAAGAACUCCUACUGUCGAAUAUAUCUGCACUCAACAGAAUAUUUUGUUCAUGUUAUUGAAAGGGUAUGAAUCUCCAGAAAUAGCUCUAAAUUGUGGAAUAAUGUUGAGAGAAUGCAUCAGACAUGAACCACUUGCAAAAAUCAUUUUGUGGUCAGAACAAUUUUAUGAUUUCUUCAGAUAUGUCGAAAUGUCAACAUUUGACAUAGCUUCAGAUGCAUUUGCCACAUUCAAGGAUUUACUUACAAGACAUAAAUUGCUCAGUGCAGAAUUUUUGGAGCAACAUUAUGAUAAAUUCUUCAGUGAAUAUGAGAAGUUACUUCAUUCAGAAAAUUACGUGACGAAAAGACAGUCACUCAAGCUUCUCGGUGAACUACUCUUAGAUAGACACAACUUCACAAUUAUGACAAAAUACAUCAGUAAACCAGAGAACCUCAAAUUAAUGAUGAAUCUCCUACGAGACAAGAGUCGUAACAUCCAGUUUGAGGCCUUCCACGUUUUUAAGGUGUUUGUAGCCAACCCCAACAAGACGCAGCCCAUCCUAGACAUCCUCCUCAAGAACCAGACCAAACUUAUAGAGUUCCUCAGCAAGUUCCAGAAUGACAGGACCGAGGAUGAACAAUUUAACGAUGAGAAGACCUAUUUAGUGAAACAGAUCAGGGAUUUGAAGAGACCAGCUCAGCAAGAAGCCUAAUUUCCAAUCAACAUCUAAAAUAUUAAAUCCAAAUUCAGCAUUUGCUGUUAGCUAUUCAGCAUCAGGCGCUCUUAGCGGUUCAUGAGGAACUUUACUGCUAUCCUGCUGUUAAGUGAACGGUUUUUCAUUUUACCUUUUUUGUUUUUUUUUUUUUUUAGUCCGAGUUGGAGAACGUAGCUGCUGCUUUCUUGCACACUAGAGCUCACGUGGACUUUCUCUUGAUCUUUGUGUCGUUUCAGAGUUCAAGGACUCUGUUCGCUGUAGGAGUUCUGAACGUGGCUAGGUUCCUGAAGGCAGAUGUGUAGAUGGUGGUGUGGUUUAGGGAAGAAGGGGAUUGCUGUUAUCAGAUUAAGCCUGCGUGUUUGCAUUGAUUUCUGUUAAAGAUCCAAGCGUGGAUUCAUGGGAAGGUUAUCCGCCUUCGCUAAAGGAAGAUGGAGCAGAGCUGUAUUUGGAAUCAGAGGGCAACUGUAUCCAAGAUAUGAGCUUUUUGGGUGGAUAAAGUUGACGUGCAAAUAAAUUGAUAGCAACUUCUCAAAGGUGUGAAGCUUCAUAAGGUCAUAAGGAAAAAUGUAUAUAUGCUUUUCACAGCUUUCUAGAAUUUUUUGACAUUUGAUUUUCUUGAGACUUGUAAACCUGGAUAUGUUGAAGGGUAUUUGUUAAUUUUACUUUUUGGAAGGUAUUUUAAACCAGUAGAGCUAACAGUGACACCUUGCAUUUCAUUUCAACAAUGCUUACAGGUUUCUUUUGUAUAUAAUUCUUAGAAUGCUCAUUUCUUUUAAAUGAUUUAAUUUGUACAGCAGAGGAAUGUUACUGUAUUAGUAUGUAACUAUUACCUAAUAUUGAGUUUUUGCAAAAAAAAAAUGAAUGCUCAUAUGUAAUUGAAAUACUUCCGAUCACAUGAAAAUGCUGAUUUAACAUUUAAGUAUCACAGCAUUAAAAGAAAAAAUGGAAACCAAUCCUUUGUAUUCAGUUACCUACUGGGGAGCCGCCAGUCCGGCUACGUAUUCCUGCGCAAUGUUGGCCUUAUUCAUUUAAAUGAGUUGUGAGUUUUGCCAGAUAUGGAUGAUCCCGAUUAUGCUAAAUUACUGCUGAUUCUCCGUGUGUGGGGGAAGCCUCUGUAGAGCACCUUUUCCUUCUUAGACUAAGUAAUCCAGUACAAUAGUUGUGAAACUGAAUAAUUAAAACUUUGGCUUCUCUUAGGAAAAGAAGAGUCCCUAGUCCUAGGUGUCCUAUGGGGAAAUUUAUUUUUUUUAAUGUCCUGUUCCUUAAUGCUGCAAAUGAUCAGUAUUUAUGAAGUAACUGAUUUUGCACCACUUUUUGUUACUGUGACCACAGCAGAACAACGUCUCCUAGAACAUAUCUGUGUAAAGUUACUAGAAUGGUCUCUGUUCAUCUUAGUGAUACAAAGAUCACAACUAACAACAAAUCAGAGUUUGCCAGUUCAAAUUCAGCAUGGCUGUAGCUGAUUAAGAAAUUUAUAUAAUUACUCUUUGCUAGCCUCUCUCACUAAUUGAAUUAUCAGCCAGCAAAAUGAGACUCCCAGUGGAUGUUUCAAGCGUGAGGUUUCCAGACCUCCUAGGAAUACCAGUGGGGAAAAUAGCUCCAGAAAACAUAGCUGUGUUUGUAUUCCAUCUCACUAAAAAGGCAGUCUACAUUACAAUUGGUUUUUCUGAGGCUGUCUUUUCCAAAAUCUGUGUAGAAUAAUUGACAUUUUUCUAUCGGAAGUACAGAAAGCGAUCCAAGCUCCUCAAAGUGAAAAUAUCCAAGAUGUUUAGGAAGGGAGCAGCGGACUUGACCGUGAUGCAGCCUUCUGGUUCUCGUGGUCUAGUGCUCCAUGUCUGGGUUUAGCGUGAAAACAUUAGUUUCACCAAGUGGACAAAAGGUUUCCUUGCCAGGCUCGAUCUUCGAACUUGAAACUAGAACCUAACUAGGCUUCCACUGGGGCGUUGGCUUCGCAGCACUAGCGCCUCCAUGUGGAAGGCAGUGAGGGUGCAGCCUGUCAAAACCCACACGCUGCUGUUGCACUGGGAUCUGGGCAGAGUUAAGACUCGUUUUGUUUUCUUUUUUCAACAAAAAUGUGAAAACAUUCAAAGUUGAAAAGUUGCAUUUGAAGUUAUCAUUUAAUAUAUUCAUAUUACCAAAACUGUAAUACUGGAAGUGGUUUCUUUUUGUGUUAUAAAGGUUUAAUUUUACAUAAGUCAGUUACAGUUACUCAAUGUGAUUUUUAACCCUUAAAAAUAAAAAAGGUGGAGAUGUAUACAAUUGUUAACAAUGCCAUGAAAGCAUUUCCUUUCUCCUGAGGAAACAAAUUUCUUAUCAGAAUAUCUGGCUGGCCCUGUAAUUUAAAUUAAAAUAAAAUUUUGGAGAAACAGCA